This is a messenger RNA of Pundamilia nyererei, 1270 nucleotides long. Its product is annotated as H-2 class II histocompatibility antigen, E-S beta chain-like. Lineage: Eukaryota; Metazoa; Chordata; Actinopteri; Cichliformes; Cichlidae. The record is from RefSeq and is a predicted model, not a curated record. The transcript has 6 exons. Gene Ontology annotation, biological process: immune response; antigen processing and presentation. Bases 219 to 974 code for a protein of 251 amino acids. Gene Ontology annotation, cellular component: membrane; MHC class II protein complex.
AUAUGUCUCCAUGACUGCAGACUGCGACUGAAACGUAAAUGAAAGCAGGUUUUCAGUUUGCUCCGCUUUCAGAGCUUUAAUGGACAGAAACACACGUGGGUGUGAACUAUGAGCUGAUCCCACAGUAACAGAUGACGCUGUGGUCAUGUGACCUGACUUCCUGUUUCUCGAGCAGCUCUCCGUCAGACUGAGUCAGUUUGUCUGGAGAACUUAGAAACAUGGCUUCAUCCUUCCUCUGCCUCCUCUUCAUCAGCCUCAGCACAGCAGAUGGAUUCAUGACUUACAGACUGUCUCGCUGUGACUUUAACUCCACUGAGCUGAAGGACAUCCGGUUCACCGACUCUUACUAUUACAACAUGAUAGAGAUCAUCAGGUUUGACAGCAAUGUGGGGACGUUUGUUGGAUUCACUGACUUUGGAGUGAAGACCGCAGAGGCCUGGAACAAUAUUCCUGCGAGGCUGGCUACCAUGAGGGCUCAGAAGGGGACGUACUGCAAACCAAACAUUGAUGUCAGAUACCACAACCUUAUGUCUAAAUCAGCUCCGCCCACUGUCAAACUUCACUCCACCACGCCUCUCUCCAGUCACCAUCCUGCCAUGUUGGUCUGCAGUGUCUAUGACUUCUUUCCCAGUAAGAUCAAAGUGAGCUGGCACAGAGACGGACAGGAAGUCACCUCUGAUGUCACUUCCACUGAGGAGAUGGAGGAUGGGGAUUGGUACUACCAGAGCCACUGCUACCUGGAGUACACACCCAGGUCUGGAGAGAAGAUCUCCUGUGUGGUGGAGCACGCCAGCCUGGAGAGACCUCUGAUCACUGACUGGGAUCCCUCCUCAUCCUCAUUCAUGCCUAAGACAGAGAGGGACAAGCUUGCCGUCGGCGCCUCAGGACUGCUCCUCUGUCUGAUCUUGUCUCUGGCUGGGCUCAUCUACUACAGACAGAGAGCUCGAGGUCGUAUCCUGGUUCCCACAAACUGAGGCUGUUCCUGGUGGUUUUCUCUGAUGUUUUAAAGUCAGCUGCUUCCUGUGUUUAGCAGACUGAUGACGGUGUAGCCAAUAUGUCAGCUCACCAGUGAAUAACUGAAACAAUAUCUGUGCCAAAAGAAGAAAAUGUAUUCAGGGUCUGAGUUUACCAUCUGUGCUUAAUAUGUUAUAGAGCAGCGGUCCCCCAACCCCGAGUCGUUUGGUGCCGGGCUGUGAGAGUUGAGGUUCGGGUGUAAAAUGGAUGGUUUUCAGGGUUUUUAUCGGUUUUUAGUGUUAUUUUGUUUUUGUCG